This is a messenger RNA of Cladophialophora yegresii CBS 114405, 1647 nucleotides long. Its product is annotated as histone acetyltransferase E. NCBI's taxonomy places the organism in Eukaryota, Fungi, Ascomycota, Eurotiomycetes, Chaetothyriales, Herpotrichiellaceae. Bases 1 to 1647 code for a protein of 548 amino acids. Gene Ontology annotation, molecular function: histone acetyltransferase activity. Gene Ontology annotation, biological process: regulation of DNA-templated transcription. The transcript has 5 exons. The record is from RefSeq and is a predicted model, not a curated record.
AUGGCAGGCGGAGACCACACCGAGGGCACAAACACACCUGAGCCUGCGGAAAAGGGCUUCGCCACCCUGAAUCAGUUACAGAUUGGCGUGAAGGCUUUUGUCGAAAAGAAUGGAGAACCCAGAAAGGCAGAGGUCCUGUCGAUCAAGCAGCGGAAUUCGGCGUUGACAUUCUACGUCCACUAUGUCGAAUUCAAUAAGCGUCUCGACGAAUGGGUCACGGCCGACCGCAUCGACCUCUCGCAGGAAGUCGAGUGGCCUGUUCCCGAAAAGCCCGAGAAGAAGAAAACAACCGUCACGACAAAGGGCCCGCCGUCCAAAGCCGCCGCCGCAGCCAAAUCCAUAACCACAAAGGUCGCAGGUCGGGCGAGGACAGAGUCUCGCGCCGGCUCCGCGACGCCGGACCUGCUCAGCAGUAAAGCCGGGAAUGAUAGGAAACGACCUGUCCCUUCAAAGGCCGGUGGCAAGGAGAAUCGAGAGGAAGGGCUCGCUCCAGAUGGCGAUGCCUCGCUCAUGGCCACCCAAGAAGGCACGCCCUUGCCCAUCCUCGGUCCUGACGAAGGCACGCAAGACAUUGACAUGCCGGACGUGACGAAGACAGAAGAAAAGGUAGCGCCGAUAAUGGAACCGGAGGAAGAAAUCGAGAAGCUCCGCACGGGAGGCUCGAUGGUCCAGCACCAUGCGCAACUCCACUUGGUCCGCAACCUGGAUAAGAUUCAAAUGGGCAAGCACAUCAUUGAGCCGUGGUAUUUUUCGCCUUAUCCGCAGGAGUUUGGCGAUGUCGAUCUCGUCUAUGUCGAUGAGUUCUGCUUGUCGUAUUUCUCAUCGAAAAAGGCCUUCGAGAGACACCGCACCAAGUGCGAAUUGCGGCAUCCGCCUGGCAACGAGAUCUAUCGGGAUGACUUUGUGAGCUUCUUCGAGGUCGACGGACGGAGACAGCGGACCUGGUGUCGGAAUCUGUGUCUGUUGUCCAAGCUGUUCUUGGAUCACAAGACACUGUAUUACGACGUCGACCCGUUUUUGUUCUACUGCAUGGUGACUCGCUCGGAGCAUGGCUGUCAUCUCGUUGGAUACUUUAGCAAGGAGAAAGAAUCAGCGGAGGGAUACAAUGUCGCUUGUAUUCUGACCUUGCCGCAAUAUCAGCGACAGGGAUUAGGAAGGUUGCUAAUUGCCUUCUCGUACGAGUUGAGCAAGCGAGAGGGUAAGCUCGGUUCGCCUGAAAAGCCACUUUCUGAUCUCGGCCUGCUGGGAUAUCGGCAGUACUGGAAGGAGGUACUCAUUGAGUUGCUCUCGGAUCCAGCUCGACUGCCUCCGCCAGGCUCUGCCUCUCACACGCCAACUUCAGAGCACCUCCAUCCUCAUUCAUCCUUGGGAUUCAACGGGCCAAACUCUCAGUACUCGACAAGCAUCGCAGAGAUAGCGAGUCUGACGUCAAUGACCGAGAAGGAUGUACAUGAACAACUAGAGGUGCUGAAGUUGCUGCGAUAUCACAAGGGUGCGUGGAUCAUCGUCGUCCGCGACGAGCUGCUAGAGUGGCAGGAGCAGCGGCGCCAGAAGGAGAAGAUCAAGGGUGCCAGAAAGAUCGACCCGAGUAGGCUGAAUUGGAAGCCGCCUGUUUUCACCGCCAGCAGUCGGACCUGGAAUUGGUGA